UUUGUGGAUAAAAACCUAGACAAUGGCAGACAACAAUGAGAUGACCAUCAACCUUGUCAUCCUUGGAAGAGCUCAGACUGGCAAAAGCGCUGCUGGGAACAGCCUGCUGGGCAGCUCAGACUUUGAGAGUCGUUGCUGCCCAAGCUCUGUGACUAUGUGCUGCAGCCUCGGACACAGCUGCCGCAUUUCGGGGAUUUUACGAAGAAAUGGCUGUGAGCUACCUCUCCGUGUUCGUGUACUUGACACUCCCAGCUACCCUCACAGUGCUCUGAGCAAAGAGCAGGUGAGAAAUGCAGUGAGGUCAGCCCUUGCUCGCAGCUUCGGAGAGGAAGGCCUGCAUCUUGCACUCUUGGUCCUGAGGGCUGACUUGCCCCUGUGUCCAGAUGAAAGCGACCACACAAUUCAAUUCAUCCAGGAACUUCUGGGUCCCACAUGGAAGGAUUUCACUGCAGUUGUUCUUACCCAUGCAGACAAGGCAGAAGAGGCUGGAUUCAGUGAGGAAUUGUACUUGCACAGUGCCUCAAGUACCCUGCUGUCACUUUUGAGCUCAGUACAGCAUAAAUACACUUUCCUAGACAACCAGAAGACCAUAAUUAAAGAGGAAAGAGCUACGGUCUUAAGAAAGCUCUUAAAUUUUAUAAGACAAAAUAAUUAUCAAGUGCUUCAACUUAAACACAGCAUAGAAUAAAAUUAGCUUUCAGGUGCUCAUUUGUCUGUUUUCUAUGCUAGCUAACAUUUAAUAGAA
Molecule: messenger RNA, 745 nt
Organism: Mesitornis unicolor (brown roatelo)
Lineage: Eukaryota; Metazoa; Chordata; Aves; Mesitornithiformes; Mesitornithidae
Gene: GIMD1
Product: GIMAP family P-loop NTPase domain containing 1
Exons: 2
Coding region: 23-688 (221 amino acids)
Molecular function (GO): GTP binding
Source: RefSeq, a predicted model, not a curated record